UCCAUAAGCUAGCAUCAUUGGGGUGAGGUCGUUGUGUUUAUUUUAUUUUCAAUGCCUUGCAAGUUAGUGGUUCCCAGAAGAUUGUAGCCUACCUUAUUAGCGUCGACUGGCAUAUUUAUCUUUCAUGUCAUUGCUUAACCAUGCCUGGAUGACUGCUAUAUUUAUACAUGCACAAAGUGCUUAUUCCUUUGGUGCUUCCAGAUUAUCAAGGUAUGAGCAGAGCAGCGAGGGAUGAGAAAAGUGGUGCAUCUAGGAGGAAGGGAUCUAGAGACAGCAAUGGGCAAAACAAUCCUGUGGAGGCAGCAAGAGGCAGUUCUCGACAAAUCACUAUUAAGAGAGAAAAGCAGCGCAAGGGUCCAAUGGAAGAAUUUGGUGAAGAACAAGGUCUCCAUCAUUUGGCGUCAAGGAAGGGAAGACCAUGUCAUCAUUUGGCCAGUCCAGGUCCCCAUGCCCCUGUAUCUUCCAUCGAAGCCGGGUUCCGCGAGCUAAGGUUGCAGGGGAGAAUGAACGUGCAAGUUUGCAGCAUCAAAUGUUUUUCUACAUUUGAUGGGUAGCUAAAUUAGUUUGAUUUCACGGAUGAUGGAGCCUUGCUGUGUGCCGUAGUUCCUGGUGAAGAAAUAUUUGUUAGGUCUAUGUAUGUGUGUACUGGAGUUGGUGCAUCUCCAAGGAAGAACGAAACCCUUAUUCCUAUCUUAUCAUAUGCUACACUUAAAUGCAAAGUGUUAGCUAUGUUAACUGCUGUUUCAAUCCCUUGUUUGAAAAUGUGAUUGAUUACAAAUUGCGCAUGCUCAAGUAUAUAUUUGUAAAAAGAAGUCCUCCUUAAUUUUUGAUUAAAAAGGGUUUGGGUUGGCGCUUGAAGUGUUUGCUCAUAGCUAAAGUUACUACACAUUCAUGAUUUUAAAUGGGUAUUUGCGCACAUCUCACUGUAGAUAACAAGGCACCAUUUUUUUUAAUUGUGGACAAGAAGUCACCAUUCUUUUUUUAAAGGGUGUUAAAUUUGUCAUCAUAUGUGUUUGCCCACAACUAAACCAACUAAAUC
Messenger RNA from Triticum aestivum (bread wheat), 1039 nucleotides. RefSeq lists its product as uncharacterized. The transcript is spliced from 4 exons. Bases 168 to 554 code for a protein of 128 amino acids. The record is from RefSeq and is a predicted model, not a curated record. Lineage: Eukaryota; Viridiplantae; Streptophyta; Magnoliopsida; Poales; Poaceae.